AUGCAUUACUUCCUGGCUUAUAAAUGGGAUGAGUACACUUCAGGACCAGCAGCAGCAGGCUGUACUGGAAAUUGCAACUUUGGCAACACACAAACGGACAGUGACAACACGCAGCUGGACUUCGCCUUUAAUCCUUGCGCUCUUUCACACCACCUUGUAAACAGAAGUAUGACGAAAAUAAGCUCACCAACAGAAUUGGAGAAGAUGACCAAAAUGAAAAAUCACAUCCAAGUUCUCAUGAAGGCAAAAAACAGAGCACUGACUGUUAGGCAAGAUGCAAACAAACAAUUUGUCGUUGGUACAACUAAAAAGGAAACUAAAGUGGAAGUAAGAUUUCAGAGAAGCCCGGGUUCACACCCAUUCUACGUGUCCUUUGUGUUUAAGCAUAAAUCAAAAAAAUAUUAUCUUUACUGCAAAUGGACAAGCAAUAAACCACAAUUAAUACUGACGCCUGAGGGCAAACAUAAUCAGUUCAACAUACCAGCCUCAGAAAGAUCCAACCUCUUCAAGAUGACGAUGGACAGCAAACGAUAUAAAUUUCAAUCCUACCUGAGUGAUGACUGGUUUCUCAGUGUGAGCAACAACAUUCUUGUUCUGAACAAUAGAGCUAGAAGAGAAAGCGCUCUCUUUGACUUAGAAUCGUAGUCUGGCACUGGAAUAUUUGACUCUUCUUGUUAGAUGAGGAGAGCUUUGUUAGUUUUCCUGGUCAUCUUUUCCUAGGUUGUGGGGAGCUUAUUACCCUGGCUAGAACUAAGUGAUUUGAAAGCUUUUAUAUCGUCUAUGUGCCUGCCCUUCUGACAAUAUGAAUGAAAUACUGCCCUCAUUGCUGUCAGUCCAAUGGCCUCUUCAGGCAAAGUACGGUUCAGAAUGAUUUGGCUCUAAUCACUGCUCAAAAUGAGCAAACAAAUUCGGAGGAAUAGGCCAUUUUGUUUCGUAUUCCACCAUUCGAUAAAAUCAUAAUUAUCAACUUCAAUUUCCUGACCAAACCCCAAGUCCCUCACGUCCCAUAUGGUCAUAACAUCUCUCCUUUCAGCCUUGAAUGUACUUGACUACUGACCAUCGUGGGGAGAGCGAUUGUAAAAAUUCACAACCCACUGAGUGAAGACAUUUAUCCUCAUCUCUGUCUUCAAUGGUCUGUAUUGUGUGGUUGCAGCCACUUUCCCUAGACCUUCCAGUGCAUUGGAAUAACCUGAUCAUGUCCAAGCCAUUGAGAACACAAAACACUGCAGCAGCAGUUGGCCAUUCGGCUCUCGAGCUCUGUCGUGAUUCAUAGAAUCAUUAAAUUCCUACAGUGUAGAAGCAGGCCAUUCAGCACAUCGAAUCUAAACCAACCUUCCAAACAGCAUCUCACCCAGACCCACCU
Rhincodon typus (whale shark) is the source of this 1363-nucleotide messenger RNA. RefSeq lists its product as uncharacterized. The transcript has 4 exons. Lineage: Eukaryota; Metazoa; Chordata; Chondrichthyes; Orectolobiformes; Rhincodontidae. The coding region runs from base 1 to 645 and encodes 214 amino acids. The record is from RefSeq and is a predicted model, not a curated record.